GAUCUACAUGCGGCCAUCUCACCUGUAUAAAAAGGGAGCCAGCACUCACUCUUCCUGAGGCUUUGCUGGAGGUGCCUGCCUGCAAGGAGUCCUGCCUUUCACAAUGAAAGCUCUGCUGGGCAGCCUCCUGUUCCUUACCGCCUUGGUGACAGCAUGCAAUGCAGUGUGCUCUCUUGAAUACCGUAAGGGACUUCCAAACCAACCGCCUGGUGAAUGCGUGGAUCCCGAUGGUGGCAAACACCCCAUCAACUCUUUCUGGGUGAAGGACUGUAAGAGGUGUUUCUGUGGACAAGAUGCAAUUAGCUGCUGCAGCCAAAUCGCUACACCUGUGAACUUUGACAAAGAGAAGUGUCAGCAAGUUUUCCACCCAGAGAACUGCACCUAUAGUGUGGUAGAAAAGGAGAACCCAGGAAAGUUCUGUCUUGUUGAAAACUGGGUCUUAUAAAUGUGCUUCUGUUGGGUCCCAAAAUGAGCAACAUUUGAAUAUCUGUGUGAUUUAAAUUUACCAAUUAUAGGUGGUGGCUUAUAAUCCCAGCACUCAGAGGCAGAGGCAAGCAGAUCUCAUGCCAGCCUGGUCUAAAGAGGGCCACACAAAGAAACCCUGUUUUGUUUUGUUUAUUUGGUGUGUGUGUGUAUGAUUUUUCACAGGGUUUCUCUGUAUUAACAGCCCUGGCUGUCCUGGAACUCUCUUUAUAGACCAGGUUGGCCUUGAACUUAGAGAUACUCCUGCCUCUGCCUCCCAAGUAUUGGCACUACCACUGCCCUGGCUGAGAAACCCUGUCUUGAAAAAUGCAAAAUGCAAAUAAAUAAAUAAAUAAAUAAAUACA
Phodopus roborovskii (desert hamster) is the source of this 827-nucleotide messenger RNA. RefSeq names its product microseminoprotein beta (gene Msmb). The record is from RefSeq and is a predicted model, not a curated record. The coding region runs from base 104 to 445 and encodes 113 amino acids. Lineage: Eukaryota; Metazoa; Chordata; Mammalia; Rodentia; Cricetidae. The transcript is spliced from 4 exons.